Molecule: messenger RNA, 3924 nt
Organism: Octopus bimaculoides (California two-spot octopus)
Lineage: Eukaryota; Metazoa; Mollusca; Cephalopoda; Octopoda; Octopodidae
Biological process (GO): peptidyl-tyrosine dephosphorylation; negative regulation of MAPK cascade
Cellular component (GO): cytoplasm
Molecular function (GO): protein tyrosine/threonine phosphatase activity; MAP kinase tyrosine/serine/threonine phosphatase activity; MAP kinase tyrosine phosphatase activity
Source: RefSeq, a predicted model, not a curated record
UAAAGACGGAAGGCAGGAUAUAAGAGCGAGAGAAAGACGGAUUUAGAGGGAAAAAGAAACAUUAAAAUCGGAGGUUAAGAGAGAAGUGAAAGAGUGAGAGAAAAGCAAGGAAGGAAGAAAGAGAGAGGAAGAGUAAGUAAGCGAGACAGAGAGGAAGGGGAGGAUAAAGGAAAAGACUAAGAGGAAGAUAAAAGAAAGGAAAGAGUGAAAAGAAGUAAAGGGAGAGUGAGAGCGGGUGUAAAAGAAUGACAGGAAAGACAAAAUAAGGGGGGGAAAGAGUGAGAGGCAGAGUUAGGAAGGAGUGUUGGCGGCGCCGCGUUAUCGCUGGGAACAACAACGUCAGCAGCAGCAGCAGCAGUGUUGAGAUGAUGAUGAUAACGUUGAUGAUGAUGAUGAUGAUGAUGGCAGUGGUGGAGGAGGAGGCAGUGGCUACCUGAUGAACGGAGAAGACAACAGAAGCAGCCGUGGCUGGGAAUAAGGCAAGGCCCAUCGCUGCUACCUCCACUUUUUUUUAAAAAACAAAAACAAAAACUGUGGUGUUUUUUUUUUUUUUUACUUUUCAACAAAAAAGAAAUAUUUCUUCUUUUUGUCCGCACUUUUUAAAAAACUUUCCUUAAAUCUUACACAAAAAAAGGAGAAAAAUAAACGAGAAGGAAUUAAAAAAGACACAAACAAAUAUAUAAAAAUAUAAAAUUUUUUAUUUAAAAGAAAAAAAAAAGGGCGAGGCGAGGCCAGUAAUAUUUUUUAAUUGCCAGAAUUCUACGGACUUCACAUGUGAUUCACCUCAGUUCCAUGUUAGCAUCCUAUCAAGAUGCCAAUCUCCAAGAUGUCAAUGAUUUCAGAUUUUAAUUUAAAGAAAACUCUUCAACCAGCCACACAGAAUUUUGAGAAUGAAACAAUAAGCCACGGAAAUGUUAUCUUGAGACAGAACUCGCAAAACCAGUAUGCAGGACGAGAGCUUCAGAAAACCUAAGUUAUUACCUUGUUUUCCUGUAAUAUCACCAGUAUGGUUUGGUCAGGAACCCUCCUCCCUAACAAUGAGGGCUAGUUCUCCUUUAAUCCCUUCCUUUCCAGCUCUUCGCUGUUGUUCCUCAAUGUCCAUAUCUAUCACUUCUGUUCCCGUUAUUAGCUUCAGCUUCCCAAACCGGACUGUCACACUAUGAGCGUUCUGCCACUGAAAGUUAUGGACAGUGAACCUUCUGUCCAAGUCACUGACACUGACCAAAACUUAGUCACACAAGAGGUUCCAUGGAAAUUGAUGGAACCCCAUGGAUUAGUAGAAAUAAUAUCGAAUCUUUUAGAGAAGGUACUUAUUAUCGACAGCCGCUCAUUUCUGGAGUUUAACACCUGCCAUAUACGUCACUCAGUCAAUGUCUGUUGCUCUAAGCUGGUGAAAAGACGUUUACAGCAUGAUAAGGUUCACAUAAAAGAUUUGCUGGCUCAAACAUGUCACAUUGAUGCCGAUGAGAAUGCCGAAAUUAUUGUCUAUGACCAAUGCACUGAGGAACCAGCCUAUUUGACGGGGGACAAUUUCUUGGUUGUAUUACUGCAAAAACUUUCUUCUGCCUACAAAAGUGUCACACUUCUAAAAGGUGGAUUUUUAGUGUUCCAAGCUAUGCAUCCUUCUCUUUGUGAGAGUAAAUCCAACAAGUGUACUUCCCUGACAUCUCUAUCACAGCCUUGUCUGCCAAUUAGCAAUGUAGGACCAACACGCAUUCUUCAUUUUCUCUAUUUAGGCUCACAGAGGGAUGCUAUGUCCCAAGAUAUAAUACAGGUUAAUGGCAUAUCUUACAUUCUGAACGUGACCACAACAUGUAAGCAACCCGCAUUCAUUCAAGAGAGUCACUUUCUUCGCAUUCCAAUUAACGAUAAUUACUUUGAUAAGAUGCUACCAUACUUCCACGAUGCAUUCCAAUUCCUUGACAAAGUACGAGAGGCUAAUGGUUGUGUACUAAUCCACUGCCUAGCUGGUAUUUCUCGGUCACCGACGCUGGCAAUAGCCUAUGUCAUGAGGCAUCUAAAAAUGUCUUCAGAUGAUGCAUACAGAUAUGUUAAGGCCAAGCGUCCCACCAUUUCACCAAACUUUAACUUUUUAGGACAAUUACUAGAAUAUGAAAAACAGUUAAGAGAAGAUCAAGAGAAAGCUAAGAAGCUUGCAGAAACAUCAGGAAAAGCUAUUGAAGUGUCUCGUGGAGGGCAGUUUGCUAUGGAUUUAUGCAGCAGCCCCGUCUCACCAGUUCCGAAACUGCAUCGAACUUGUGGUAGCAUGACCUCAGCUCUGUGUUUGCCAGUGACCCGACAGUCUCAGAUAACAACAACAGCAACAACAACAGCUUCAUCCGAAGUCCUUACAUCUACUCUUGCUCCUACAUCUGUUGACGAAGCUGAUUCUAUGCACAAAACAGCAUCUACUAGUGGCUCUCCAGUCCCCUGUUCGGAGCCUACAAGCAUAUCUUGCACUAGCACCAUUUCCACUACUACUACUACUAGUACUACAACAGUUACUGCUACUUCUACCAUCACCAACACCUCCAUCAAAAGUUGUUCAAAGUUAACCUUAUCCCCUCCUUCACGACCACAAACAUUCACAAGCCUGCCUUUCAAGACAACUCUUUCUCCGACCCCUAUAACACCACCCCUUAUACAGAAGCUGGCACUCUCUCCUACUGCUGCUCUGGCGAAACUGAAUUUCAGUCAGAAUAGUGUUGAAAAUAUGGAAACACUGGAAACGGUAACUGUUGAAAAUAUUCUUCAGAUACACAAAUUUCCAACUACCUCAUUGGACAAACUUAGUUUUACGCCUUGCUUUGCCAAGGACGAAAUAGACAAUGGCAGUUGCAGCAAUGUCCUUAAUAAGGACAGUAAUAUCAGCGAUAGCGGGACAACAACCCCUAUCACCACCACCACCACCACCACCACCACCACCACCACCACUUCUCUAACUUCUCUUGCCACAACUUGCAUGACAGUGCGCCCACGUAACACUGCUGUCAAGAGACCCAAAUCCUCAUCUCACUCUUCUUCAUCUUGUUCGUCAACAUCUACAAGUGAUGGCAUUGAUAGCAAAUUCAUUGAACCACUUUCACCCAGUUCAACUAGCAGCAGCAGCUCUACAUCCAGCUCUGCGGUGACUUCUCCCACAACUGCUAACUCUUCAAAGGUUAUACUUCGCUCAAGAGAGAAUCGCGCCAAACGGCCCCUCGUUCGCCCUAACAGCAUUGCAUUCUCAACUUAUCCGACCUUUGAUUUGGGUUCUGAUUGUCAGGAGUCUCCAGGGUCGAGCAGUACAACUUCACAAGACGAUACGUCCGAAGCGUAUUUAUUGCACAAUGGCAAGAAAUCGAAACCUUCAGAAUCCGGAGGCCAUUGGCCGUACGGUCGCUAUUCUGAGAGGCACGUAUACAAACAGAUUGCUGCCGCCAUGGAAAGUGCCAUGGUUCGAACACACGUGUUUGAAAAUUCCCGAAAAUCUCGUAGUCUGGAUGAUAUCUUGACUUCUGAAGAAGAUCCAGCUGUAUUGGAGUGUCCGUGCUCUCCGCUCGACAAACUUCCUCGACGGUGUGGGGCAAGCGCAGACAUUUAUUCUAAAGGAAUCUUUGAAAACUUAACCUGUCAUAUCCGCGGUUCAUCGGAUUCCUACCAAUCAAGCAGCAGCAUCUCUUCGAGUGGCAGUCACAGUUCAUUACACGGAAGUUUAGAGAUCAUUCAGUACCACACGUCUGGAGAUCUUCCUAAUUUUUUUGACACAUACAUGCAAAUGCCACCACGAUGACUUCGCUUUCAGAACCUGGCACCUUCUUUGGUGAAGUUCUCUAUUGGGCUGUACAGCUACAACCCCAACAUCUUACUAUGGCAGCAUGACUAGUGAAGAUUUCUCAGUUGAAAGAAACAGUGUUACUCUCUCUCUCUCUCUCUCUCUCUCUC